AUGAAGUACCCAACGAUCGUUGGUAUCGACCUCGAUAAUACUUUCUGGGUUGGAUGUCUCGAUCAGAACAACUUGGGCUCUCACGGGUGGAUCGGAGACACUCCCGAAGAUAACCUUGUCAUCCACCAGAAUCGAAUUAUCGCGGACGUGGGAAGUAAUUCCCGACAGGUCACAGCAUCCGACGAUAUCUUCGAUAUCAUCCAUGACCUUCUAUUGAAUCAUGUCCGGGUUGCUAUCGUAUCCAGGAACGACAACAAAGCACUAUGUGACCGUGCGUUAUGGUUGCUUAGUAUUACCGACCCAUACACCGGACAACGAAAACCCUUUACGGCAUACAUAAAAUAUGAUGAAAUAAUGGAUAGUGUCACAUUUCAGAAGGUGCAAAAACCAUCCGUAGGCCUGAGUUGGGAUGAUUAUCAACAAGGACUAUAUGUUUGGCGUUGUAAUGAUUAUAUAAGGCGCAACACUUCUAACAUAGGGCUGGAUCCAUUGCCUAACAGGAGAUGUGUUGGCUACGUUGGAACAGACAGUGACACAGCUAAGCUUUAUAAGUCAGGUGAGCGACGCCGUCCGAGCGGUCGGCCGUCGAGGUGGGGUUGGGGUAUGUACGUUACGGAUGAUCCGAAAAUCGCAGAAGAAUUCGCAACAUGGCGUCGUGAACGUGACGCACCCGAGAAUCAUUGGUUUUGUCCCGUGUUCGUGCGCGAUUAUGAGAUCUUCCAAUGGAUACGUAAAGUUUGGGUGAAGGAGGGGUCAAUCGAACAGACAGACGUAGAUAAGCCGGACCAGGAAAUCGCUCAAGAACAGAUUGAUCGCGACAACAAGAUUGAGAGAAUAUUCGGAAUCAAAAAGCCUUAUAUUCUCUUCUCUAAGCACGUGGACAUGUCGGGUACCGGCCGGCGAAGGUUCAAUGAAAUGGUGGUAUACCCCCAACUACAAGACGCAUUGUUCUAUGGUCAGCCUGUACUGCUUCGGGACGCCCCGUUAUUAAAUAGGCCUCAUUUGAACUACCAGGAGAAGAUAGCUGAAUGGAAUAUUACAACAAACGACGAAAGUCGUCACGAGCUUGGAGGUAGGCGGGGUGGCACGGUGAUUGAGACGGAGAGACAUAUACACAUUAGAAUCGCGCGAUGA
Molecule: messenger RNA, 1134 nt
Organism: Hypoxylon trugodes
Lineage: Eukaryota; Fungi; Ascomycota; Sordariomycetes; Xylariales; Hypoxylaceae
Product: acid phosphatase-domain-containing protein
Exons: 7
Coding region: 1-1134 (377 amino acids)
Molecular function (GO): phosphatase activity
Source: RefSeq, a predicted model, not a curated record